Molecule: messenger RNA, 2010 nt
Organism: Aureobasidium subglaciale EXF-2481
Lineage: Eukaryota; Fungi; Ascomycota; Dothideomycetes; Dothideales; Saccotheciaceae
Exons: 1
Coding region: 1-2010 (669 amino acids)
Molecular function (GO): 3-dehydroquinate dehydratase activity
Source: RefSeq, a predicted model, not a curated record
AUGGCUACCAGAGUCCAGGUCGAGACGUCGACCAUGUCCUACACGAAACCCCGGCCUAUCGUCGCUGUCGAGGAGAUCCGCGGUCACGAAGAUCCAAGUGUCCUGGUAUUAUAUGAAAGAGAUCAAGAGCACAUUGUUGCAGAGAUAGCCGGUGUGCUCGGUCAACAGUGGCGUCUGAUCACUCCCGAAGAAAAGGAGUUUGCACCCAUGGAUGGUACUGUCAUCGGACUCUCCGAGGCCCAUGACAUAUCUCAGCUGCAAAGGUGGCGCGGUUCCAGCACCGUUCUAGCUACUCACUGUCUGGACGACGCCAACCCUGCAGUCGGUUCUCGCUCCUCUGUCUGCGAUUACGAAUACUUGUACACAACCAAGCCCUUUCUUAGAAGGGACCUGGCCAGAUUUCUGUCCUUCAUCCUGGGGCAGAUCAACCCUCACAAGGACCUGGCUAAGAAGGCGAAAACGACAUUGAUCUCUACCACCUUCCCAGAUGUCCAUGCUGCCCUGCCCAAUCUUGAUAUACUCUCUGUCGGCGCAGACGCCAUAGAGAUUCGUGUCGAUUUACUCAAGGAGACGAAGCCUGACGGCUCUUUCAGCGAUGUUCCAAGCCUGCAGUAUGUCGGCGAGCAGCUCAUGACUUUGCGGCAACGAACAGAAUUGCCAAUCAUAUUCACAACUCGCUGUACGAAAGAGAACGGACGCUUCCCCAUGGAUGACCCCAAGUUGUUCUACGACUACUUGUAUCGCGCUGUACAGUGGGGCUGUGAAUAUAUCGAUGUUGAGCUUUGGCUGCCAGAAGAGAUACGGCGUAAACUCGCUUCACAAAAGGGGAAUAGCAAGAUCAUCUCCGCCUUCCACGACUUCUCCGGCACUUUCAAGUGGACUUCGCCUGAUGCUCAGAAGUUGUUUGAGCAAGGAGCUAUCUAUGGAGACGUUGUCAAGAUGAUUGCUCUUGUCAGCACCAUGCAAGAGAAUUACGAGCUCGAGUACUUCCGGUCUAUAAUCCAGAGCACCUAUCCCUACCCCCCAUUUUCCGGACUGAAUAUGGGACCUAUGGGACAACUUUCGCGAGCCUUGAACAAGAUCUUUACGCCUAUCACGCAUCCUCUUCUACCUAUCAUCGCCGCACCAGGACAACUCAGUGCUGCAGAGAUCAAUUCUGCACUUCACUCAAUGGGUCAAAUGCCCAAACUUGACAUGUACUGUUUUGGUGGCAUGCGUGCUACUGGGCAAGCCAUGUUCUUCGAAAAGUGUAUCAAUGAAUUGAGCUUACCACACCAGCUUGUGUGCGUUGAACAAAGCUCACAAGAUGGCCUCUCCACCGUGGUCAAGAUACCUCAUUUUGGAGGUGCUUUCAUCAAUCCUCCAAUCGCCGCAUCGGCUCCCUGCCUACCCUCGAUUUCGGAUGCAGCCGCCUCCAUUGGCCAGAUCGAUACUGUAGUCGCUCGCUCAGAUGGCAAUAAGUCAAGUCUUGUCGGUGACAAUGCGACGUGGAAGGGAAUCAGAGCUACUCUUUGCCGAGAUUUUGUUCCCUCGGCAUAUAGUGGACAGGCUGCGCUAUUGCUCGCCAGUCAAGAAUCUCAGGCAGCAGCAGCGAUAUUUGCUCUCCGUAGUCUGAACAUCGGACCUAUCUACACUAUUGGUUUCAAGGUCCAAGGACCGCUUUCUGGCUUUGUCACCCCCUUCAGAGGUCUGGAGGACGUCAAAAAGGUUGAGCAGCCAUCGGUCAUCAUCUCGGCACUCAGAGCGGACAAAUCGCUUUUGGUUUCACCUCUACUGAAACACUACGGCAGCCACAAGCAUGAACAGCGUAGGGCAGCAAAGGUCUUCCUAGACCUGAGCAACGGACCUCGAAAAGGCGAUCCGGUCGCGCUCGCAGCAGCACAGGGCUGGACCGCUUACGGCAUCGCCGACGUCAAUGCGUGGACGACAGUCGAAACACUGAGGCUUCUGGUAGGACAGAAUGUUCCCUACGACUUUGUGCGGUUGGCAGCUGGACGAAGCAUCUACUGA